Molecule: messenger RNA, 12010 nt
Organism: Brienomyrus brachyistius
Lineage: Eukaryota; Metazoa; Chordata; Actinopteri; Osteoglossiformes; Mormyridae
Product: transcription factor 20-like
Exons: 11
Coding region: 1802-9427 (2541 amino acids)
Biological process (GO): regulation of transcription by RNA polymerase II
Cellular component (GO): nucleus
Source: RefSeq, a predicted model, not a curated record
CGUAAAAAAAAAGAAGAAAAAAAAGAACAACGAGCUUGUGUAUACAAAAAAUAUGGAAACAAAAACAUGGGGAAAUAAACUGGGAGACGGGAUUUAGUCACUGAAAAACGAAGGGGCAGACAGUUGCGCGGGAUAGUGUAAGUGUCAGCGAUGCGUUUAGUUUUAAGUGCGUCUACCUAAGAGACGGUGUGUGAGAAGGAGGGAUAGGGGGAGGGAAAGCGGGACAGGAGGGGAGACUGGGGGGGUUAGUGGACCUCUCUGCGCUGGCUGACACCUCGCGUCUGCACCCUUUAUUAUUAUUUUUGGAGGUGAGAAGAAAACAAAGGGGGGGGUGAAAAAAUAAGUGGUGGGAAGAGGCCUCUGAAUGAUGUGCAUGUAACGGCGCCCCCCCCCCGGGCUCCGCCACUGGUCUGGGUGGUCCCAACGGAAGAGGAAAAAGCGGCAUAGCAGUCUACCCGAGCCCGGGGAUUCCUGGUACAAAGGUGGGAAAAACAACAACAGCAACAGCAGCGUCACAUCUCACUUCAUCCCGCGGGUCUCUGAUGGGAGCCGGGCUGAAGGUGUUUACUGUCAGUUGCAAGUCUGGCAAUUAAAUGUGUGAAGAUCAGCCUUUGCACAAAAACGCGGAAACCAGAGGGCGUUCAGCUGGGAUGUGUGGAAGGACACCACAAUGGGAAAGAAGGAUCAGAACACCAGGAAUUACAGCAUGAGGGAUGAAACGCGUACUAAGUGGAUCAUGAAUAAAACAUGAAGGGGAUUUUUUUUUUUAAGUAAAAAAUAUGGAAACGAAGCAGCAACUUGGAAAAGUGAAAAUGGAUUGAUGGGGGACCAAAGAGUGACUGUUUUAUUUUUUUAUUUUUUAUUUUAAUUUUUUCACAUUGGAAGAGAGUCCGCUAAAGCAAAUUAAAAUGGCACGAAGAACUGAAGUAGAUUCUUCUUUAAGCAACAGCUGAGAAUGUCAAAUUUUGCUGAGUGUUGUGUCAGCAGAACCAAGCAAAGCAUUUUAUCAGGCUGAAAAAUCUACCGUGCUGUAUAUCGUACAGUACUGCUGCUAAGUCAUUACAAAGCUGUUCUUUAGAUUUAGAAUUUAAAAAAUAACUGUGACAUCUGAUUGUCUAGUUUAAAAAUUUGCAGUGCGAAUUUGCAGUGACUAAAUGAUUAAUGUCAGUUUUCCGUAAAAAUCACAAUCAUCACAUUAUUGCAAAGUUUUGUUUGCAUCUAAGUGUUAUUAUAGUCAUUGCUAAGACCUUAAUUUUACUCCUGUUUUCCUCAGUCUACCUUUGUUACAAGAAUGAUUUAAUUUUUUCUCAUUAGUGCCAAACUGCUACAUUUGCUUUAUCAAAAUUACAGCACCUGCGUUUCAUAUUAUUAUGCGAUUGUAACGUAAAUCGGUGUAGCCACAAAUGCAACUUCUACUUUUGUUUCACUUUGCAGAUACAAAGUUAACAUACUAUUUUUUUUAUUAGUGCACCAAUUAAAAAGAAACUGCAGCAAUGCAGCUUGCUUGGCUAGGUCUCCAGUGACCAAUGUGCUACAGCUAGAACGAAUUCUUACAAGUAUUGCUGCUAUGACUGCCAAAUUGCACCGGCUUCAGCUGCAUUUAUGACAAUGUCGGACUUCUUCUGCUUGUGACUGCUAUUUUGCCUGUGAUUACAAUUGAACAUUUUUGUACUGUUACAGCUACGGAAAGAGCUGCAGUGUUCUCACCACAGUGUUGUGUCUUACAGUUUUAAAAUUUUGGCAACGGACACGGGAAACAGUAGAGUUGCUUAUAAUUUAUUCAACAAAGGGGGGUUUGGAAAUGCAAAGUUUCCGUGAGAGUACUGUUCCCCCUACACCCCAUCUGGGGUUCACCAGUGCGAUUGAUGGAGGCAGGGGGACCUCUUCCUACCUAGCCCAGCCAUUAGGUCCUCAAAACUCCCCAAGAAUGCCAGAGGAGUAUGUGGGAGUCCAACAGCAACAACACAAUCCUCACUCUAUGAUGUCCCUCCAGACCAGCCAUGCAGCCCUUAUGCAGGGUUAUGCUUCUCGAGGCAGAGGAGGUGGCGGUGGAGAAGCCUUGCCAUGUGAUGCAAAACAUGGUGGUGGAAACAGCACCAACAGCCCUUAUCGGAAAGACAUGGUGGAUUAUUAUUAUUCAUCGACAAACAAGGAAGGACACCGAAGAGGGGGCCAAGGAUUAGGUUAUGGGACAGGUUUGGGUUUUUCAAAUAUGGAUGGACAAGUGCCUCACCAGUACCGGCCUGUGAGAACCUCAGGUUCUGCUUCUGGGAUGUCUCGCUAUCAGAUGGACUAUAGAGCAGUCGCUGGAUCUGGUGGUAGUAGCAACAACAGUAAUGGUAGUAGUGGUGUUGGAGCCUUUUCUCCCUCCCACCAAUAUAGUCUGGGUCAGAACCCCGCUGUCCAGACUGCAGCAGGAUCUCAGAUACACUUGCGUCAUCAAGCCCCAAAUUAUCCUUCUCAUCAGACUUUACAUCAUGGGCAACUUCAAAGGGCUUAUGCUCUCCCAGGACACCGAUUCCCACCUCCUUUCUCCUACCCCACAAAUGCACCCACAGGUCCAGUCGGAGUCUAUAACUCUCUGCCACAAAGAUACCAGAGUGGAAGAAGUGGUGGCAGUUUUGAGAGUAAAAGUAACAGUUCUUCUAGUGCUACUUCAAGUCACAACCUUGGUUUAGCUAAUCAGAAUAAUGCAGGGCAGUUUGACAGUGUUGGACAGAGUUACCCAGUUUCUGAUUAUUCAUAUAACUCUCAGUCAUCUCAUUCUCAUCCCGCUCACCCGGUUCAUCCUCAUCGACACCCUCAGCAAAGUUUAGGCCCAGGUUAUGACACUCCCAAAACACACCCACCUAAUUUAUUGAACCAGCCGGGGCUUCCUUACCCUAAACACCCUUCAUCUUCAAAGUCUUCCUCUUCCUCUAUGAAUCUUUCUGUGCCUCAGUUCCCAUCACAUGACCUUUCCAAAUCUCCAAUGCAUUCCCAAACUCAGCAGCCUCAAAUCCAUCAAAACUUUAGCCCAAUCUCCAAUCCAUCUCCAGUUGCUUCUGUUGUGCAGUCACCCAGCUGUAGUUCAUCACCUUCACCAUUGAUGGGUAUUUUAGAAGGAGCAGGCAGCUCUGUUGUACCCCCUACACACCCCCAGUCACAUCCCCCUAUACAAAAAUCUCGAAACAGCCACAAUCGUCUAUUGCAGAUGAUGCCUCAGCUGAGCCCUACACCCAGCUCUAACAGCAACAGCAGUAGUUGUGGCAGCAGUGGUAAUGUUAGUACUGCUGGUCUGAAUGCAAAUACAGGUAGCAGUCAUUCUCAAACACGAGUCGGAGUAGGAACCAAAGGAGGGGUCAGUGAUGAACGUUCAUCUUCUUCCUUCUACUCCUCUUCCUCACAUGAUAAGCUAACAUUGGACCCUGGGACCAACAGUUUAAAUGCUCUGUCUUCACAAGUGGCUAAUUUACCGGAUACUGUGCAACACGUGAUGCUUUCUGAUUCUGUGCUAUCAGACAAGAGAAACAAAGAUACUGGGCACCAAGUUCAAAAACCAAUGCAUGCUACGCCUGCAGAUCAGCAGAGAAACAGUGAUGUUAGUGCUCCUUGUGGUGCACCGAUAAGGACCGAACCCAGUAAAAGACCAAAUAGUGGGGGUGCCAGUUCUGAAUGUGGAAUAGAUGAAGACUCUCAGCCAUUGGAGAACCCAAGAGAUGAUGGUGGUGAUGGCGAGGAGCUUUCAGAAACCCCAACUGAGAAGAUGGCAACGUUGAGUGAAACUAAGUCAACUGGUAGCUGUCCCCCACUGCAGAAUCCAAUGAACCGAGCGGAAGUCAAGUCCCAAAAUGAAGGUGGUAGUCAGGUUUCACCUCUUCCUGAUUCUUCUGCUCCUUCAUCUUCCUCAUUUUCCUCUCACCUUAGUCCAUCUGUAGAGCACAGUGCGUUCCUUUCUCCAACGCACCCUCCUUCAGCUUCCCUCUCAGCUUCUUCAACUCCCUCUCCCACCAUCACUUCAUCAGCCAAGUCCGGUGCUUGUUGCGUUCGACCUAAAGUGAUGGAUUGUGAACAGUUAAGCAAUAAAAAUGAGCAAGGAGUAAACAAGGGCAGUACAAUGGCUGAGAGAAAACAGAAUAGUGAUAUUUGUCAAGGAAGAGAAAAAUAUGGCAAAGAGAAGGGGAAAACCAAACAAAAUGAAGAAGAAAGUCACACUGAGGAAUGCACCAAAGAAAAGGAGGGUGAAAUAGAAAAACUGAAAGAUUUUGAACAUUCUAAUGAACCAGGCAUUAAACAGAAUUCAGAAACACAUACUGCAGGAGGUGUAGGGGUGAUUGUCUCAACUCGGUCAGAAAUUACGCAACAGGAAGAACAGUCAAAUGCUGUCAUGUCCGAACCAAUUUAUAAGCCUGAUUGUCCUAACAACCCAGGAGGUUAUAGCUCUUACGCUAAACAACAGACUCCUUCUCAGUUUUCCUUCAUAGAUUCCAGUAACCACAAUGGAGAAAGUAGGUGUAAUCUGAGUACUAACCCUUCACCUCACGGAGCAAAAGUUUCCCCUAAAUCCUCCGUUGAGCACUGGUUAGCUUCUCAUGCCCAUUCGGACACUCAGAAGGCACUGCUUAGUUAUUCUAAAUCACCACAAAAUAGUGGGAUGAAGAACAGUGGGCGACCCGUGUUGAGUGAAGUAGCAAUGGGACCGAAUUUUCAGUUUCAAGAAUACUGCCAACCACAGCGUCAAUACAGCCCUGAAGUAAGAAAAACGUUGGAUAUUGACGGCCAUGGAAGGAAAGACUUGGGAUCAGUGACUGAAAGGGGAAGAGAUGGCAAUGCUCAAUUACAGCAUCCAUUUCCAAGUCUCUUGCAAGAAGUUCUCCAAGGUUACCACACAGACAAAAAUUAUGCACGUAGCGAAAGAAUUGCUCAGCAGUUCCAAGCACCUGUUUCUCAUAACUACUCCCAUUACAGACAUUCUCAAACUACGAUGGAACAUACAAGGCCUCAUGUCAUGACCAGUCCAGCUAGGAUGGCUAUGAACCAUCAUAUCCAAACUCAAACAUCAGCCUAUGAAAAACUGUACCCUCUUAAGGAGAGACAUGAAAGUGAGGUUUGCAUAGGGCAGGACCCCCUUGUCAGUUCAUGGGGUUCUGUAGGAGCUGGAACAAAAAGAGCCCAAUGGAAUACUUUAGAUAAGUGCAAAGUGGAACCUCCAAGUCACUCUACCUCAACCAUGCCACUGUCCGCUGACCUUUCAAUACUGCCUCAUUCCAGACACAUCAAUUUGGCCGACUACUCCCUACCUUCCAGGAAACUUUCUUCAAACCAUUCAAGCCCCUCUUCUGCAGUACAGCAGCUGCUACUGCAGGAGACUGACCAAAUAGGCCACAGCGGAAUAACAGCGGCACAGCCUCAGAACACGUCAUUGUCUGAACGCCGUUCAGUUAUCUGUGACAUUGCACCAUCUUGUCUCGCUACUCCUGAUAGAGAACUUGACGGAGUGAAAGGAGAGAGAAGUAAUUGUGAGUCACAAAGUGAGUGCAAAGGAACUUCUGUCAUUCAGCAAUCAGUCACGUUCUCUGCAACAGUAGAUAAAGGGAGCACCAGUAACGAACAAGGCGUAAAAAGGGAAAUGGAGCCAGAGGAAAAACAGCAGGAUAUUAAAAAAGCCCAUCAUCUUGAAACAUCAGUUAAAAAUGAUUUUCCCGCUAAUGAAAAUGUCUCUGAACAUGACAAUGCACCCCAUCAACCACAGGACAAAAAGCCAUCUAAGGAUGGAAGAGUUAAUCUGGAAAAAUUAACCCCUUAUCAGCCCCACCAUCCUCGACAUUCACACGCGAACACUCAUUCAUCAGUAGCCUCUUCAAGGUUCCAUGCCUACUUUGAAGGAUCAGAGGAAACCAGCCCUUCUGCUGUGACUGGUGGAUUUGGGUUUAAAGACGGAAGAAAGGAGACUAACAAAACUCUUCAACAUCCACACCACCUUUCCCCGCAUCAUAACUUUUCUUCUCUUUCUCUAGCACAAAACCCACAGUCUACUGACAAAUUACAGACGUAUCUUCAGUCCAAUUCCAGUUCUCUCCGAUCUUCUCACAGUUCAGAUGGCUGGACAGCUCCAAACAAUAUUCAGCCUUCUUAUAAAGACAUAAAGUUUCCAGGUUCUGGCCAACAGCAAAACCAAUUAGCUGCCACUCAGCAGCAAUCACCAAAGAUAUCUCCGCAUGGAAGCUUCUGUGAGAAAAUGUGGGACCAAACAUCCGAAAAAGAGAAAGAAGGAAAAAGGGAAGAAGAAAAUAUUCAAAGACGACAGCAGCCUCCUUUGUCAGUUCUACCUCUGGCCCCACCAACAGAGACAAAGCAAUUCGAAUCAAAUCCCUCCAGAGUAGAAUCACAGAAUAUUUUAAAAUCACUUCAUGGAGUGUCUGAUAAAGGAGACAGUAGCGGUAAAAGCAUUAAUAUAAUGACUCAUGGUAAAACCAGAACAGGGAGCUCUGGAGAUACAAAUCCAUUAAUGAUGAGAAGAAGGGUUCGUUCUUUUAUUUCCCCAAUUCCUGCAAAACGCCAGCACCAGGAUGUGUGUCAGCAGCGAGGGACCCCUAGUCAGCACUCCAAUAUUGUACUCAGUUCUGCAACCAGACAUGUUACUUCUGGUCUCUCCAGUUCAAAUGCAACUCACUAUAAUCUGACCAAUCAGAAAACACAUCCCACCACACCUCCUCGAAGUGACUCUCCGAAAUCCCCAUGUUCUCUUGCUAAAACAAAAAUUCUUCCACCCAGGAAAAGCAGGGGUCUGAAACUAGAGGCAAUAGUGCAGAAAAUUACACCCACUCUUAAAAAAACUGCUAAUACUAAUAGUAAUGUUAAUAUGGAUUCCGUAUCAAAUCAUUUGUCUCUGACAGACGUUGCUUCUUAUGGCCCUGAUACCCCUGACCAUGACUCUACAGAUGGAGGAGUUUUCAUAAGAGCUGGAGCUGAGUCUGAGAAUUGCCUACCCUACCUGAGUGAAGGUCUCUCUUUAGACGACAUUAUAUCAUACAGAGGUGUUGAACAGACAGGCCCUCCACCUCCCACUGCCUACCCUUGUGACCCUCACCAGGAUCCACGCAUUCUUAAAUGUGAUAUGAUGGGGAACAUAGCCAUGGGUGUUGUCAGAGACCUGGAGCCAGAGUUAGACUUUGGAGUUGGGGCGUCAGGACAUCCUAAAGUAGAUAAUGACUGUGCUGGAGAGAAGGACAAGGAUGAUUUACAGGUGCCUCCUGAUUUCCCUCUCUUAGGACCGUUACCUCCAGCUCCACCUUUACCAUGUCCUGUACAGGGUUCACCACCUCCUUUAUCUUCUGGAUUAUCUGACAUCCAAAACUUUACAGCUACUUAUCAGCAACUGGAAACCCGACGAGGUGAACACACGGCAGCCAUGCUUUUGAGACAAAAACUUCAGGAAGGUGAGAUGGGAAUGGGUACGGAUACUUAUGCCGGAAGGGACUUCCUUGGUACCAAGUCAUCACAUCACAAUGAAAGUCUAGGGCACUGCCUCCUGGCUAAUCCGCCACAUAUCCAAAUGCCGCACCAUCAUCAGCUGUCUUCUCCGAGGAACAUUAUGACGGGCUCACAAUUUAUAGAACCUAAGCUUGAGAAUGCAGUGCCUAAAGGCUAUUUUCCAUCCGGGAAAAAAAGGGGACGACCUGUUGGUAGCGUGAAUAAGCAGAAGCGAAUUCAAUCCCAGCCUCAGAGUUUACCCGUUGCCAUUCUCCCCAGUUCACAGACAUCUACGUCUGUUCCUGCUGCCACAGCUCCUGCAGAGGCGCAGAAUUGUAACACCAUAAAUGUAAUUCCUGCAGACUCUCCGCAAACUGAGAAAGUGCCUACUACCCCCGUUUCUCCUAGUAAUACAUCCCAGAUGGGAAAUGAAGUUGUUGAGGCUGAAGAGACAAAAGUUGAGUUUAGUGUGAAGCCCUGCAAGCAGAGACAGGCAAAGAGGGAGGAAAGCCAUGGAGGGCUCAGUCAAAAGCAGAGAAGGCAAGAGGUAGACAGCAUACCGGACAAGGAGGAUAUUAAUGCUGGAAUUGGAGAAAUUAGCAGUGCGGGCAUUUUCCAUGCUUACAGUAAGUCAGCUUUUGCUCCCUACAUUCAUGUAGAGAGUAAACUGGAGAUGGGGAAUGUGUGCACUAUAGUAAACUGGGAAGAUGAAAAGAAAAAGUUAGACAGUACUGCAGAUGAUGGAGGAGGGAGAUGCACAGCAAAGGAAGGAGUAUAUGGCGCUGCUCCUCCCAGUUCAACCCUUUCUUUACUAGUCAAGAGAGAUGGGGAGAAGAGUAAAGUUAAAGAGAAGAAAAUGUUAGAAAAUGUAGAGACAGUUCUUAUUCAGUCUAGCCCGACUGGUAAGGCACUUCCUUCAUCUGGGCAUGUUCUCCCAGGACCUGCGAUGAGUGAGUCAAGCACACGUGGCCAUCUCCUUUGCUGCUUGUGCAAAAAGUGGGCUAACUACAAAGAUCUGGGUGACCUCUAUGGACCCUACUACCCUCCUGAUUAUUUAACAAAACUUUCUAAGAAUCCUCCGGUCACAAGGCAAAGUCAAGGAACAGUCAGGCUAAGCAGUCCAGAGGUAAAUUUAGGAUCCAUCACAGCUGAAUCAGCCAAACAAGAGAGCUCUGAGGUGGCAAUCAAAACCCAUACAUCCCAAAUAAGUAGCAAUUCAGCAGCGGAUCAAGCUACUGACCUUGACCUCGCCACCACUGUAACAGACACAACAUCUGUAAGAGAUGAACUGGAUGCACAGUGCGACAUGGGCGAUAUUGGGAACAAUGACAAUUUACCGAAUAUCCAGGACUUGGUGUCUGAAAAGAACACUACGGCUGUAGAGUUAAAACCAUUGGAGGAACGAAAUAAUCUUGAUCAACAGUUAACGAGUCAACAGUCACAAACAGAGGAUGCCCAGAAAAGGCCACAACACAGGAAACUAACCUCUCACCCACGUUUCAAAAGGCGACAUAAGUCAAACGAGGACUUGCGCAAAACUGCACCGACCAACAAUAAAGCCUUAUUGCCCUUCCAGCCCCCUCCACCUCUGCAACUUCUUAAGCAGGGUGACUCUGAUCUUUCAGCAGCAUUGGCCAUGCUCCCUCAGGUGCCCUUAGAUCCUGAAGAGUUGUGGGUACAUGAGGGCUGCAUAGUCUGGGCCAGUGGGGUAUUUUUGGUCAAUGGAAGGCUGUACGGGCUACAGGAGGCACUAGAUGGUGCAAGAGACAUGUGCUGCUCUUACUGCGAGAUGGUGGGUUCAACCCUUGGCUGCUACAGCAAAGGCUGCACUCUGAGAUAUCACUACCUGUGUGCCAUAGAGGCAGACUGCUCUCUGAAUGAAGACAACUUCUCACUACGGUGUCCAAAGCACAAGUUCCCUCAGAACAGUAAACCAGCUAAGGUUGUGGAUCCAGAUCAGUCGGGGAGAGGCUGAGGGCACCAAUGAUGGGGAAAUGUAAGACCAUCUAGGAUCGGUCAACUGGAAAAAGAUGAAGGGAUGAAGCGGAGACAAGGAUGGGGGAAAAGGAAGAAAAUGGGAUUUUAUUUUAGUUCUGCCGAACAAGAAAAUACAUUUUUAUAAAGGGAAAACAAAAAAAAAUAAACUUUUUAAAAUGAUUUUUCUGUCUUCAGUUUGGACAAGAAAUAAAAAGGUGGAUUAAUCAAAGAAGAUAGUGAGGGAGCGCAAAGGGACCGGACGGAAAAAAAAAUGAACCAAACCCUCGGACUGAGACUAUUAAGAUGGAAAGACAUUGCAUUGAAUAUGCCGAAAAAAAAAGAAAGUGAGGUGUUUCACCUUUCAUUCUAAUCAUUAUGGUUUUUUAAUCUUUCCUUUUUAAAUCCUAAAUGCAUAGGAAUUCAUACCGAAGGCUGGAGACAAGGACGUUGUGAGCGAAGCACGUGAAAACAGCAAGGGGGCAACUUUCUGAAGGAAAUGGGCCAGUGUAUUAAUGGACUAUUAUUAUCAUUAUUAAGUUUUGCUAUUGUCAUUGUAAUUUUCUUUGUUAUCGCCGUGAAAGCGCUUUUGAUUUGAAUCUUAUCUCAGUUUGAAAUUUCAUAGGGUACAAAAGAAAUAUCAUUUAGGUCUCGUUCACCAGACGUGUGUCACGUUGCCUCAGGCUUCAGAAAACGGAGAUUUCGCAAAGAGGUGUUUUUCCUUGGACGUGUGUAAUGCAGGAAUUCCUGUUUGGUUAUUUUUUUUUGCUUGUGGACAAGUGCCUGGUCAUCUUCUGCGGUCUCAUUUCACCGCUUUCCGCAGAGCACAGGAGCGUCCUACAUACGUGCUUAAACUUUUAUAGUUUAUUAUCUACCUGAUGGGGAAAAAAAAAGAUAUUUCCGAGCAAAACAAGUGGCAACAUUGAGGCAGAGUCAAAUGGACAAAGACGGACUGAGCAUUUACCCAUUUUACAAAGGCAUUGUUAUAAAGCUGACUUGUAAACUGAGCUGUGUUACUGUCCUCAUCAUUUUUAUUGUUUUUUUAUUUUAUUUUAUUUUAUUCUGGUGAAAACAAAGGUGUGACAAUGCAAAAGAUGAGUUUUGGAGCCUCCUGUAAAUAAAAACAUGAAUUAUAAAUGUAUUGACUAAAAUAGAAAGGCACAUGUGAUGGUCUUUGCUUUUAAACGGUGUCUCUAGCUGACUGAGAUGAUUUUCUCUUUAACUGCCCUUCACUGAUAAUUCUGUAGUGUCACAACUUCAGAGGCGAGAAUCUGUUUGAGCGCACGUCUGACUCCAUAUGUGUCAUCCUGCAAGCCAAAAAUAUGUAGCUGGUGUAAUUGAUGUCUUGGAAUUGCACGCAGUGUAUGAGUGUGCGUGCUGCAGUGGAUCAUGGUGCCAUCACUGGUGUUGCUCUGUCACCGUGACCCUCUGCUGGAUCAGUGGUUAUGGGAGGUGGUUGGUUAAUCUUCCUGUUCUCUGAGUGAGACCCUAUAGGCACCAUGUAUCUUCCACUUCCUUGUACAUUCUAUAAUUUGAGGAAGUGUUUUCGAAACCACACUGAUAAACCCGAUGCUAAAUGUGUCCAGAGCAAAGCAAGGUUUAUUUCAGCCGGCAGGCAUUUCAAUGAAGACACAUUUCGUUAGCAUUAUGUGACAGAGUCGGAUUUGCUCAUCCUAUAGAGUGGGAUCUUUGAUGGCCAGAUAAUCGACAUGUUGUUGUAAGCUCGCUUCGUCAGCAUGGACCAAAGACUCGCUGUGUUGGUGUGUGGACUGAUGUGCUUUGGAAUAGAGGCUCAAGAUGUGCCAACAAUUGUGCCUCAUUUUGCCCCAAUUACAGUGGCUUUACGGGGGAACAUCUUGAGGUUUAAUUUCACCGUAUUUCUCCCGAAGAACCAAAGUCUGGAAUGCAUUCGAUGCAAUCACACUAAGAGCGCUAAGAAGAUAGAUGUGAAGAAACUCCUCAUCAAUGCAGACAAUUUCAUUGACACUGUGCUCUUAAACGUCACCAGCAGUUCCGAUUCGGGAGAAUACUUCUGCUUUUACAAAUCCACAAAAGUGUAUUGGGUCGUUCUGGUGAGAGAUGAAGGGUAUCUGGAACCAGCUCCAGAUAAUUCCGUGUUCUUUUGCGUUGGAAGUCUCACUGCAGGACUUUUUAUCUUCAGCGUCAUUGGUUCGACAGUCCUCUGUAAGAAUUACAGGUGUUGUCCAAAGGAUUCUGGGAAUAGUGAAGAGGGAGUGCAAGGAAACAGAAAAGUAAAGGAUGAACGUAUUGAGGACUCUGCAAAUGAUGGAUCCGUAUAUAUGGGUCUCCAACACGGCGCAUCCUCAAUUUACGACGUCCUGGAUUCAGCCUCCCUGGCUAAGGAGACGAAAAAGAAGAAGGUGGAGCAGAGGGCAACCAAAGAGACAUGCAAGAUGCAGAAAACACAAAAGGAGGAAGAUAUCAUUGAAUCUGUCUAUGAAAAUUAUUAAGUCUGUGUUUCCUUUUGCUGUUCCCUCUCUGCUCUGCUCCCUUCCGUGUGAUUGGUAUUCCUAAAUCUCCGCUGCUCAUUCGCUCUUUUCGCCUCAAUAAAUAUUUUAAAUAA